UAUGUCUCCGAGAUAAUAAAACUGUUCUAAACUGUUUUCGAGAAGCAUGUGCCAAAUGGGGAGUCCCAAGCCGAACUCGAAGCGACUAUGGAAUGGAGAAUAUACAAGUGGCCGACUUUAUGAUCAACUAUAGAGGCACUGACCGUGGCAGCCAUCUCUGUGGAACUUCUGUACAUAAUCAACGGAUUGAGCGAUUAUGGCGUGACCUCAACAGAACGCUAAUUAGAUUCUUUCGUUUGAUAUUUAUUCACCUUGAAGAAGAAUAUGGCUUUGAUAUAGACGAUACCGUUCAUUUGUACUGUCUGCAUUACGUAUAUAUGGCGCGGAUAAAUAGAGCUUUUAGGACGUUCACAGAAACCUGGAACAAUCAUUCCAUUCGAACAGAGCACAAUCGAACGCCGUUACAAUUGUGGCAAGUUGGAAUGAUAACAAAUGGCUAUGAAGCGUAUGACGAAUAUAAUGGAGUUGAUGACAAUUAUAGAGUUGAAGAAACUCGUGAUAGCAAUGAACAAGAUGAUAAUGAAAACAGCGGCGAUAUUAUAGUUGACGAGAAUUUUGGAAAUUUAUUAACUAGGAAUGAAUACGAUGUCCUCAGAGAUCAGUUUAAUCCAACCGAUGAGGAUGAAAAUUCUGGUAUCAAUAUAUUCUUAGGCGCCGUUGUACUCGUCCGACAAUUACUUCAAAAUAGGUCUGACGACUAUCAAGCAUAA
Paraglomus brasilianum is the source of this 710-nucleotide messenger RNA. The record is from the annotation of a GenBank genome assembly. NCBI's taxonomy places the organism in Eukaryota, Fungi, Glomeromycota, Glomeromycetes, Paraglomerales, Paraglomeraceae.